AUGGAACGUGACGAAAACUCAGGGUCAGGGCAUGGCAAUUAUAUGUGCAGUUUCAUCCCGCCCUACUUGCUCAAAGCAAUCGCAGACUCGUCUGAAGCACCUCGAUCUGCCAGUGAAGCAGAAGAUAUUGACAAUGAUAUUCGCAGCGGCCGUCAGGUCCUGCCCGAAGAAGCAACGCCUGGGUUCAUCCCUCCUUAUGUAACUGAGGCCCUUGUGGAUGCUGAAGCUACCGAGCCUCAGGCCCGUGAGAGCGCCCAGCAAAAUCUGCAACAGGAUCGUGAAAUUCGUCGUGAGCGUGCCAAAACGGCAGAUCUUGCUGUUUUGUCUCCAACCCGCCAGAUUUACGACUGCAGAGAAACCGCAAGUCUUCCAGGGUCACUUGUUCGACCGGAGAAUGGACCAGAAUUAAAAGAUAGGGCUGUGAACAACGCAUACAAUGGUUUGGGUAUAGCCUUCAAUUUUUUUGCUACUGUGUUUGGGCGAAACUCUAUCGAUAAUGCUUCUCUUACCCUUGUUUGCUCUAUGCAUUAUAGCCACGACUACAACAACGCCCUCUGGAAUGGCCGCCAGAUGAUUUUUGGAGAUGGUGAUGGAAAGUAUUUCGACUACUUCUCCGACUCCCUAGAUGUCAUCGUCCACGAGCUCACACACGGCGUAACCCAGUACACAGCGAAACUCAAGUAUGAGAAUCAACCCGGUGCUUUGAAUGAAUCAAUAUCUGAUGUAUUUGCUUGUAUGGCUGAGCAAUGGCACUUUGGUCAAACAUCAGCACAGGGAGACUGGAUUCUAGGACAGAAUAUCCUCCCAGUGGCAAGAAAGGGGGCUGCGUUACGCUCGUUAAAGGCUCCGGGUACUGCUUACAAUGAUAACUUGGGCAAAGAUCCUCAAAUCUCCCACAUGCGCGACUAUGUCACAACCGAUAAAGAUAACGGUGGUGUGCAUUACAAUUCGGGAAUUCCUAAUCAUGCUUUCUACCUCACUGCGAUUGGUCUUGGCGGCCAUUCCUGGGAGCGUGCGGGACAAAUCUGGUACAAGUCCCUCACAGACCGGCGUGUGAAUCCCAAGUCAACAUUCAAGGAAUUUGCGGAGGUCACUUUGGACCACGCACAGAAUAUGUUUGGAAACUUGGUGAGCCCCAUUGUGAAAUCUUCCUGGCAAUCUGUUGGAGUUCUGUAA
This is a messenger RNA of Penicillium samsonianum, 1176 nucleotides long. Its product is annotated as M4 family metallopeptidase. The transcript has a single exon. Lineage: Eukaryota; Fungi; Ascomycota; Eurotiomycetes; Eurotiales; Aspergillaceae. Gene Ontology annotation, biological process: proteolysis. Gene Ontology annotation, molecular function: metalloendopeptidase activity. The record is from RefSeq and is a predicted model, not a curated record. Bases 1 to 1176 code for a protein of 391 amino acids.